This is a messenger RNA of Esox lucius (northern pike), 1756 nucleotides long. It is a transcript of the gene lcn15, whose product is annotated as lipocalin 15. The coding region runs from base 292 to 831 and encodes 179 amino acids. Gene Ontology annotation, molecular function: small molecule binding. The record is from RefSeq and is a predicted model, not a curated record. The transcript is spliced from 7 exons. NCBI's taxonomy places the organism in Eukaryota, Metazoa, Chordata, Actinopteri, Esociformes, Esocidae.
CUACGUCUCUGAAGUGUACAGAAAGGGUACAUUUCAUGCUUUUAAGAGUCCACAUUCAGGGCUGUAUUUUCAGUUGCUCAGUCCUUUUUUUCUUUUUCUUUUGGUGAACCAAAUCGGAUGUUUUCACAUCAGAAUUUUGUCAGCGCUAAUCUGAUUGGUUAAAUUUCUGAUCAGUAAACAAAUGAUCAGAAUUUCACUGCUUGUCUAAUCAAUACUCAGGAGACCUCAUUUACAUCUAUUUUGUUCUACUUGCACAGCCACCCAACCGGGUCUGUUAUUUCUCUCGUUAUCAUGUUUUUAGUUGUGACCAUCUUGAGUGUGAUGCUGUGGACUCAGUGUUUCAAUGCUAUUGUCCGACCACAAAAGGAUUUUGAUCUACAAAGGUUUUCGGGACCAUGGUAUCGUGUUGGCCUGGCCUAUGACUCACCAGAAUUUGUGCCGUUGAAAAAGUAUUUGCAGGUCUCCAAAGGAAAUAUAACCUCUGAUACGGACGGCAAUGCCAACCUCACCGUACGGGGAACAGGGAAAAAGGGUUGCAUGUGUGGUGUGUACCACUACAAGAAGACUGAUCUCCCAGGCCAGUUCACCUACUUUAGUGACCGCCAUCAGAUAUGGAAGGAUGUGACAGUGGUGGAGAGCAAUUACACCGAAUAUAGCCUGGUGGUGAAAUACAAGGAGAUCAUGAAAAACUUCUCCCAGGUGUCUCUUUACGGUCGCUUUCCAACACUGAGAGAAGAAAUCCUGGAGAGAUUUAGAAACUAUUCUCUGCUUCUGGGCUUCUCUGCUGAGUCCAUUCUGAUUCCUUCUUCCAUAGAUCCCUGCUCUGAUUGAAGAUGUUAAGAUCUGACUGAAAGCUCGAAGAUCUCCUGCUAUACUGGACCAAGAUAGAAGGACGUUCCCUUUAUAUACCCUGAGCCAUGUGUUUCGUCUGUCAGAUGCAUACCUGGGCUUUGGUUAGGAAAUGUUUUGCUGGACAAUGUGACCUGCAGUGUUUUAGUCAUUAUUAUAUUCCUUUAUGAUAUUCAUCAUAUACUUUCAUGUACAGUUGUUGGAAGUGUUUUUUUAUUUUCACAGAGCUCUGAAAUCCCCUCUCCCUCAAUUUAUUGCAAAAAAAUUUGGACUCCUCCGGGUUUUUGUGGGCUUUGUCCAACAUUUCAGAGUUGUGGACGGGUUUGAAUCUUGUUUGCAGCAUACCUCCAUUGCCUGUUGGUCUAACAGAUCAUGUUGAUGUUGCCCUUUCUGUUGAGUUAUUGCAACGACAGAUUGCCAUAAUUGCAAUUUCAAAAUUACCAGUUUGAAUCUCCAGGACUAUAGUCUGUUAACACUGCAAGCAUGUUGCCCAUUGGUGUCCUUAAAUAGGGAGACUAUUUAUAAAGAGUGUUGACAUUCCUAAAUAAACAAAUACCCUCAAAUAAAAGCUGAGAAUCUAGACUUUUACCUCAUAGUAAUGGUUUAAUUACAAAAGCAAACUUUUGAAAUACAGAACCAACAAAGACAAAUUAUUUUGGAGGCCUCUGUAUCUCUGGAUUUUAGGGUGACAAAAGUAUUUGGACUUCAUUACUCUUUAUCAGACAAACUACACAGGCUUGCCUGCAAAGUUGAGGUAGAUUGAAGCAGUUCUUGCUUCCUAAUAUGACAAUGUUUGUGUUCCCCUUUAUUUUUUUCAAAUAUCUGUUUAAGGGUCUCAUGUUUUAUGUAAACAAAGUUCUACUGUGUAGACAUUGAGCACAGAAAACAACAAACUAUAAUAUAUAUU